Messenger RNA from Podarcis lilfordi (Lilford's wall lizard), 9941 nucleotides. The record is from the annotation of a GenBank genome assembly. Lineage: Eukaryota; Metazoa; Chordata; Lepidosauria; Squamata; Lacertidae.
AUGAUAGCAAGAGAACUGCACAUAGUGAGAAACUGCAGAGGUGAGGGAGGAUGACGUUCUCGUAUUAACUUGAAAUAUCCAACUGUAUUUUUUGAAUCCAUCAUUCCUCUCCUCUCUUUUGACCCAAAUGGUAGCUGGGAAAGCAACAUGGAAAUAUUUACACCAUAUGGUUAGGACAUCUACCCAUUGUAGUACUGUCUGGAUUCCAAGCAGUGAAAGAAGCGCUCAUUGACCACUCUGAAGAAUUAGACGAGCGACCUGAGACUCCUUUACUUAGGACUCUGAUAAAAGGAAAGGGUAAGUAGUGAAGAAUAAGAAUUCCUACUGGUAUUUUCUGAAGAUGAAACAUUUAAAGGGCUGUCCAGAAAAACAGAACAAAGGUUCUCUAUUACUGCUGCACACAACGGAAAAUGCAUUACCUAGGAGCCAACACCUAGGGGCUGAGGUCAUUCGGAGUGGCUAGUCCUCAUGCUAUCAAAUGACACAUUCGUUUGGGUGCAUGUAAACCUGGCUUCAGCACAUGUGAAGAUUUGAUUGAUUAUGACAUCUCUAAGAAACUCAAUACACUGCUUCUCUCAACAAGCUCUUCCAACAUGUUUUGGGCAUGGACUCAUGUGGCAAAUAUAACAUGUGAACUUUGCAAUCACAUAGUUACUAUCAUCACUAUUAAUUAUGAAUUGCAUUUUGCAUGUAUGUCUCAAGGCAACUUACAGAGAUAUAAAAACAGUUUAAACUAUGAAUAAUCAUAGUUUAGAGGUCUCGGGCCCUAAGUAAGUCAGAUUAUCCUCCACCAGGGCCACAAUGUGAGUUACUGUGGGGCUGGCCUGCCCAAUAAUUCCUAUCACUAACUCCACAGUUUAUUACUGGUGCUAAGUGCUCCUCCAGAAAACGUUUUUUAAUUGCACAUUCAUAAUGAUUUGUGCUCAUAAUACUUUCAAGGUGGUUGUAUCCAACUUCAUUGUCAAUACUAUUUAUGCCUGCAAAGAUUUUGAGGUGAUCAUACAGUUUCAUUUCCAUUCUGUCACAUCCUUUAACUUUCUGCUGAAAACUACAAAUGCACAAACUUAUUUUUAUCCCACUUUCGUUGCAAUAUAGUUUCCCCAGACAGAAAUAAUGCAGUAGUGUUCAGGCAGCGUUGCAGAAGAAUUAACAAAGCAGAAUAUAUCCACCAUUGAUGCAUUACGUCUUGUUAAAAAUAUGGUGCAGAAUUCACCCUCAGCAAAAAACCCCAAACCUGUCUAGCUGGACCAGUAGAAGUAGUAACUGGUUGACACUACACAUUAAAUCCUUAAAAACAGUGUCGAAAAAUUGGCUGAAUUGGGUUUGUUUCGUUUUCCAUACUUUUAUUGAAACUUUUCAGCAACGCUCACUAAACAAACAAACAAAAAAAGUAAAAGAUAGAGAGAAAUGCCAAGCCCUCUCUCAAACGUAGGUCUUAAAUCUUGUCUCACACAGAAGGGAGUGGACCCUCCCAGCUCUCACCUGGGUGCUUCCCUUUCUUUCCCCAGUCUCCCACCCUGGGAGAUCUUUCCUUCUCUGCCUCUCACACAGGGUCUUUCACCAGCCGGCUAUCACCUUCAAGUGUGUACCCAAUAGUCCUCCUCCAUUCCAGUAUGGUGACUUUAUUUCCCAAAAAAUUCCAACCAUUCCUCCAUGUUUUUUUUUUAUAAAAAACAAAUUCUUCAUUUCUAUUUAAACAGGAAUCUCUGCACUGUAGUCAUAUACAGUGGUACCUCAGGUUAAGUAUUUAAUUCGUUCCAGAGGUCCGUACUUAACCUGAAACUGUUCUUAACCUGAAGCACCACUUUAGCUAAUGGGGCCUCCUGCUGCUGCCGUGCCGCCAGAGCCCGAUUUCUGUUCUCAUCCUGAAGCAAAGUUCUUAACCUGAAGCACUAUUUUUGGGUUAGCGGAGUCUGUAACUUGAAGCGUAUGUAACCGGAAGUGUAUGUAACCUGACUUACCACUGUACAAUAUUAAAAAAUAACCCAUAGUUAUUUACUUGUUGUAUAUUCAUUAUUUUACACCCAGUUUUAUAUCUUGUGAUCCCAUUUCCUGUAGGCAGUGAUUUUCCAUCCUAAUUUAGGAAGAGAGAAAGAAAAAAGCUCCUUCCAUUUCCACCACUUCCAUUCUUUUCCCAAUAGCAUCACCAGAAGCUUGAUAGAUAGAAGUGAAAUUUGAUCGUGAUGGCCUUCCAUGGAAAGAUCUAAACUUGUCGACAUCACAAUGUAUCAGAUACCAGUUUUCUCUUCAAAAAUCAAAAUGGCAGAGCUGUCGAGAAAUCUCAUUUUUUGCUGAUACAGUAAAGUGAGCAUGCCUGUGACGUCAUUCUGAGCGUCUGCGCAUGUGCGAGCAGCAAAACCCUGAAGUAACCUGUUCCGUUACUUCCGGGUCACCGUGGGAGGCAACCUGAAAAGAUUUAAGAUUUAACCCGAAGCGACUUUAACCCGAGGUAUGAUUGUUGUUAUUUCUCACUGAUUUUCCAUAGGUAUUGCAUUAUCAAAUGGUCACACCUGGAGGCAACAGAGACGCUUUGUUGUAGUCACUCUGUGGAAGCUGUGGCGGGAAAAGAAAGGCAUGGAGCACCAAGUAGCAGAGGAGGCCCAUCAGCUCGUGGAGGCUUUUGCACGUUCAAAGGGUAUGUGAUGCUAAGUGAUGGUGCUGAGCUGGCAUAUGGAGAUAUAUUUGUGUCCUACCUCUGUCCAUUUUAGAAAGGAAUGUGAUAUGCUUUUCUUGGUUCCUAAUGGAGAUUCCAGCAGUUUCUCUUGGCCACCAUGAAUCCCCACUCUCAGUAUGAACUGGACCAGCUGAGCUAACAUUAGUAUAACUUUAUUUUGCAGGACAGCCACUUGACCCCUCCAUGCCCAUCACUACUUCAGUCGCCAACGUGCUAUAUGCUGUGACUUUUGGGAACCGGUUUGCUCUUGAAGAUGAACGGUUCCAGAAGCUGAUAGAAGCCAUAGAAUUUUCCCUACAAUUUGUAUGUAGCUUUGGUUAUGCUGUGAGUAGUCAUUUCCAUUCCUGCCAAACAGGUCUCCCAAGGGCUUUAAUACCACAAAUCAAUAUUCUGAUAGAGGGUUGUAGAAGUGAGAUCAGGUUUAAAUUGAUCUGAGAUAAGGGCUACUUACUAUCUCACAGCCUGAUCAAUUGCUCAUGAUUAUCAUUGAGAUCAAAAACACACCAAAACCCCCCAUAAAAAACAACAAAAGAAGACUUUGUCCACCACAGGAGACUCUUUGGAGGGAAGAUGGGACAAAAAUGGAACAAUGACCUUCAGAAUAGGUCAUCUAGAGCCCACCAAGGGGAAGAGAGGUGAACAAAAUAAUCUUCUCAAGAAGGGAAUUACAUCGUUUUGUUGCCAUCAUGGAAAACUAAAUGUGUCUACUCUAUACCCACCUAGCAGUGGCAAUCAUGGUGAGGCCCCUGCAGCCACCACUUGGCUGGAAUUUUUCUUUAAUGAAAGAGAGACCAGCAACUCAAACACUAUCACUAUUGCUGAGGAAAGCAGCCCCCUUCUGUAUGAUCAACUAAACCCUUUCCUCAAAUUUAAGUUCAGUUCUCCACAUUUCUACAUCCAUUCCUAAUCUGUAAAAAAAAAAAGUACUCAUGAAACAUACUUGAAUUCCCCCCAUCCCUAUUCUCCACCCACCUCCAACUACCACAAACGGGCACUAACUUGUUCCAGGAGAGGUCCUGAGAUCGUGCCCAGUUUUGAAAUUAUGCCGGGGAGCUGGAAAAAUAUUUUGAGCCAUACUUUUCUUUCACAUUUUCAGCUAGCGAUAAUUCACAGAAUCCAAUCAUUGUGGGAUUCCAGAGAAGCUAUAAACACGUUCCUUCUUCUUAGUGAGACUCAAACUAAUAUGCUAGCCCUGAAGAAUAAUGCAGAUCAUGUUUGUAAGUGCAAUUCGAAAGCACAAAUGGUUUGAACAAGCUUCCUCAUGGUAAUGGCAGCAUUUCUGCUAUCUUUCCUUUAGCUUUAUGAAAUGCUCCCGUGGCUCAUGAAACAUCUCCCAGGGCCCCACAAGAAGUCUUUCUCCUGCAUAGAGAUGGUGCGUUCAUUUGCAAAGCAGGAGAUAGAGAAGCAUAAGGAGAAUCAGUCUCUGUAUGAGCCACAGGAUCUCAUUGAUUUCUAUCUAUUUCAGAUGGAGAAAGUAAGUAUCUGCUUGAAACCGAAUGCUGCUCAUCCAAGGAAUCAUUAUAUUCCAUGUUAUGAGUGAACAGAGAGAGGAGCUGAGGGAAGUCUGGGGGGGCGGGGGUGGUAGGGCUGGUUUUCUUUUCGAGGAGGGGAAAAUAGGGGGGGAAUGAGGAUGAUACGUUUUUGAUUAAUUGGUAUGUUGAAAUCUUUAAUAAAAAAUAAAAAAAUAAAUAUAAGUGAAUACUAAUCUCUUGCCAGGACACCAAUAUCUCUCUCUGCCCCCCCCAUUCCCCCAUAGUCAUUUUAAUUGCUAAAGUGAGUUGACAUCCUUCCAUAGGCAUCUACUAAAAUAGCUAGGAAAGGAGAGAUAUUUUCAUGUACAAAUGUGAAUGCAAAUGAGUAUCUGCUUCAAAACUGUAGGCAGCGCAUUCAAGGAAUCAUUAUAUUCCCUGUUAUAUGUGAAUACUAAUCCCUUGCCUGGAAACCAGUACAGUGGUACCUUGGUUCUCAAACUUAAUCCGUUCCAGAAGUCUGUUCCAAAAUCAAAGUGUUCCCAAACUGAGGCAUGCUUUCCCAUAGAAAGUAAUGGAAAACGAAUCCAUUCCAGACUUUUAUAAACAAACCCUAAAACAGCAAUUUAACGUGAUUUUUUCUAUCUAAUGAGGCCAUUGAUCCAUAAAAUGAAAGCUUUAAUCACUGUACUGUACUAUAAAAUAAAUAAAACAGUAUUGUGGAUGAUAACAAUUAAAAUUAAAAUUCUUUCUUACCUGCGCUGAUGAUAGUCAUUGUUUGGAUGGUGGGUUUUUAUCCAUUUCCGUAGUCGCUCAAUCAAUCAAUCAAUCAAUCAAUCAUAAAAUGAAGAACAAGCUACAGUCACAAAAAUGAAAAGGCCACACAAACAAAAUCGCAAAAAAUAGCAAAAACAAAAGUACCAAAUAUAAGCUCCAAAUAUCACCUCAUGACACUUCAAUCGGAAAUGGAAGGCUUUGAUUACAAUGGGGAGGGGGCAGAAAUUAGCAGCGCAACAGUGAAAAUGGAAGCUCAGGAGCACAUUCAGAUUCCGAAGCAAAGUUCUUAAAUCGAAACAUUGACUUCCAGGUUUGCAGCAUUCAAGUUCCAAGUUGUUCGGGAACUAAGCUGUUCAAAAACCAAGGUACCAGUGUAUCUUUUUUUCUGAAUCUCAGUUGAAAAUGGCAUUGAGUUCCCUCCAAAUAUUUCUCAUAGUCAAUUUAGUUGCUCAAGUGGGUUGACAUCCAUCCAUAAGCAAAUAUAGAAAUGUCUAGGAAAUGUGAGUGGAAAGGAGUGGAAACUUAAGUGUAUUAUGGGGUCUUCCUUUGGAGCAUUUUUUGGAUUGAUGUUUAUCUGACAUUCAAAUGUGGACUGAGAAAACAGAAAAUCCAAAACAAAAUAUUCUUAAACUAAACUGAGGAUGCCUCCAUGAAGUUUUAAAUUUAUUUUUCUGUCAAACGAGUGUGUUGGUAAUAGUAGCCUGUUGGUUUUUGGUGAGUUUACCAGAAGUCUGGUAGGGACUUCUGACAGGAGCUUUACAAGAUUGUUUUUGAUAGCGAAGCCUACCUCAUAUAUUUGACAUUCUUGUUCAGAUAGACCUUUCCAGAAGAAUGUGUAGCCUCCUUUUUCUUCCUUCAGUUGUCCCUUGCCUGCUCUUUGAGUCUCUUGAAGCACUGCAAUAUUGAUGUUAAAACAUCACAUCUCUCUUGCAAUGAUGGCAGUUCUGCGUUCAGGAUGCUCAUUAUCUGUGUUAUAUCUGUCCAUAUAUUCCAUGUUCCAAAGUUCAAUUGUCUUUUACCACCGCUGGGUGGUGACCCCACUGGGCGUGGUAAUCCAGUCAGGGAAAAAGAGAGGCAGACUAUGUUUAGGGCACCCUUUCUAGCCUCUCCCCCAUUUUGGAGGGAGCAGAGUAGAUCCUAAAAAGGGCUGCUCAGUCAUGGAUACAGCUGCCGAGCUGCUCAACUGCCUUGUUCCUUGAGUCAGAAUGACUGAAUCUGUAUCCACCGCCCAUGUGCUGUUUCAUGACUAAGGGCUUCCAGAUUUCACAAUCCUGCCCCUGUUACCAUAUGCUGAUCACCAUGGAACUUUGGGUGUUUGGGUUUGGGAUGGGUUUUUUGGAAGACGCCUGUACAUGAAUUUGUUUUAUGUCUAUAGAUCAGUGCACACUAACCAAUGAACAGUCUUCACAGUAAGGCUCUGUUCUGAUGGCAUGAGUUGUCAUGGCAACCGGUAAAUUCUUAUCUGCUGCAGCUUUCAUCCACCUUUACAGACGUUGUAACAUACCACUUGUUAUCACCCACCUGUUCUGCCGUUGAUGACUUCUUGGGUCAUUCUUUGUCUAGCUCCUCCCCUUUGACCUUACCGCCUUGGGUGACCCUGCUGGGAGUACGAGAUUCCCAAUGGCUUCACUCACAAGGGUCAUAGGAAUGUGCAAGCCCACUCACCACGAAAGGGUGAUGAUCCAGCGAGUGAGGGCAGCAACAUUAAGGGGGGGCGGCGGCAGCAGCUUCCCAUUUCACCUUAGGCACUAUAAGAGGACACCCCACCUCUCAUGAAGCACGUGUGGCCACCCUGGUAUGGUAAUAAGUGGGGGAAGGAAGAUAAAGUGCUGAAGGACAGAAUGUAAUGCAUGUAAAUGACAUGUCACUUUCCCCAUUUUCAACACCAGAGCAGGAAUGACCCAGAGUCCACCUAUGAUGAAGAAAACUUGACCCAGUGCAUUUUUGACCUCUUUGUAGGAGGGUCGGACACAACUACGUGUUCUCUGAAAUGGGCACUUCUCCUCCUGGCAAGUCAUCCAGAUAUCCAAGGUGAGAGAGGAGAGCCAGGGCUUCUCUUGACCACUAGGGUGGAGCAUAGUUCUUUAAAGGUUUCAUAAGGAAGCCUACAAUAGUAGGGUUGGAAGGGACCCUAAGGGUCUUCUAAUACAACCCCCUGCAAUGCAGGAAUCAACACAUUCCCCCCUCCAGUUUGAUUCCAUUCCACAACCUGUUUUGUUUUGCAAAUCAGCUAGCAGUUUCUUUAUGCAGCAAAUGUACAAGAAUGCCCCUGCUGUGAGAUAAGUGACUGAGCCUCAUUCCUGCCUCUCCGUGCUCCAUUACAUGAGGGAUGCGGGUGGCACUGUGGUCUAAAGCACUGAGCCUCUAAGGAUUGCUGAUUAGAAGGUUGGCAGUUUGAAUCCAUAAGACAGGUGAGCUCCUGUUGCUCUGUCCCAGCUUCUGCCAACGUAGCAGUUCGAAAGCAUGCCAGUGUAAGUAAACAGGUAGUGCUGCGGUGGGAAGGUAAUCAGUAUUUCUGUGUGCUCUGGCACUCAUCAUGGUGUCCAGUUGUGCCAGAAAUGGUUUAGUCAUGCUGGCCACAUGACCCGGAAUGCUGUCUGUGGAUAAACACCAGCUCCCUAGGCCUGAAAGCGAGAUGAGCGAAGCACCCCAUAGUCUACUUUGAUUGGACUUAACCGUCUAGGGGUCCUUUACCUUUACCUUUAUAUGAGUGAUGCUAGCCAAAGAUCAGAUGAGGAAAUGAGUAUUAGUGAAACUAAGUAGGAAAUAUUGAGGGCUGGGGGUGGAGCCUUUGAUCCCAGCCCUUCAGCAAAUCCAGCCAGCUCUGGUAACCAGAAACAACUGCGAUGAGCUUCACUUUCAGCCUUUUCACACCUGGGAUCUAGAGUGGGGAAGAACCAUGUACACAGAUGAGCUCUUUGGAGGACCAGGUGACCUAAAAAUGCAAGAAACUGGGACUCAUUCACAGAGAUUUAUGGAAUAUGUUCAAGGGAAUUAAAUGUCCAUCUGAAAUAAAAUGCAGUAUUCACAAUAAAACUUCUGUUUCCAUCAUUCUCUUCAGAUAAAAUGCACAAGGAAAUAGAAGAUGUCAUAGGUUCUGCUCACUCAAUCUGCUAUCAAGACAAGAAGAAACUGCCCUACACUAAUGCUGUGAUUCAUGAAAUACAGCGCUUUAGACCUGUCAGUUUUUUGGGGUUGCCUAGGCAAUGUACAAAGGAUUUCAAGCUGCGUGGUUUUCUCAUUCCCAAGGUAUAACAGUGUGAUAUAGCUGCACUCCUGUAGCCCAAGAGCAAAGUGCAGCAGAAGGUUUCAUAUUGAGAGAUGCAGCCAGCCAUACAGGAACUUCCUGUCUAGUCAAAAAUAUGAAGGGCAAGAGCAGGAGCUCCAUCUGCAGACAUGUUUCACCAUCAGCAAGUGCCAUUCCAUGGGGCAAUUGUGGCAGGGGAGAAGCAGGUAGUGGCCAGAGGUCUCAGCCUGCUUGUGAGCUUUCAUUUUAAAAGAGGUGGGGGAAAGUCCCCUUGUGUCCUGCCUGCACAGAAAGUUUUUACAGUGAUGAAUACAAAGCCACCCACCAUAAUAAUAAUAAUAAUAAUAAUAAUAAUAAUAAUAAUAAUUAUUCAGAUCAGUCUCUGCAAUGAUUAGUCUUGGGAUAGUGUGGGACAAUAAAAAAAAAGUAUUGAUGUGAAUGCAUUCCAAGUCACUUGUUUCUUAUUUGCAGGGGACUAUUAUUGUUCCCGAUCUGCGCUCUGUUCUUCUUGAUCCAACACGAUGGGAGACACCUGCAAAGUUCAACCCAAAUCAUUUUUUGGACAGGGAUGGACAAUUCGUGAACAGAGAAGAAUAUCUCCCAUUUGGUGCAGGUAAACACAGAAGAACAAGCUACGUUGUGAUCUGUAGAUGUGCUUACUGGUCUGCUUCCAGGAAAUGACAUCAGCAGCAGCACAGGAGGGAGUGGGCACUGCUGGUCAGCAGAAUGGGGCAAAGCACUGGAAAGUUAAGGGGAUCUCUAGGUUGGUGGCUUGGGACCCACACAUGCACGUACACUUAUGUGGUCUCCAUCUGCACCUCCCUACAUUUGCCACCCCUGCCCUGUCCCUGAGAGAGGCAGCACUGCCAGCACCAGGAUAGUGCUGUUCCCUGUCACACAUCACCACUGCAAGCCACCCAACUUCUCUUCAGGCAGCAAUGCUAGUUCCUACCAAGGUGAAGUAAACCUGGCAGGAGAGUUUGCUCCAUGGUCUUAACCACUUUCUGCAUUGCUGAUUUGGGCAGUUGACCAAAAUUUCCCUUUCAUUUUUUUAAAUCAAGUUUUAUUAAAAAGCAUUAUACAUAAGACACAAUAAAAAUCAUACUAAUUUAAAAAGGGAAAAUAGAAAAAAGAUUAGGAAAGAAAAAAUAGAAAGGAAAUAAAGGAAAUUACAGAGUCCUCUAUCAAAAUUAAAUCUUCACCCUUAUUCUGCACACAGAAAAGUGAGCCCUCCCAGUUCUCACUGGGAGCUAGACCCUCUUACACUGGCUUCUAGCCCUGGAAGAUGCUCUCUGCCCUGCCCCUCCCACAGGACCCUUCAUCUUCAAUCCAUCCUCUUCCUGAAUGUAUCUUCCUUGAUAUGAGAUAGGGAACUUCAAAUUACAGAACAAAGCAUAAGUAUAACAAGAAGAAAGGAAGGUUAGCACUGACCAGGCUAGAAAACUGACAGCAGCCUUGAUGUUUUCCCUAUCCUAACUAUGUCUAUUUUGCCAAAGUGUUAUGCAGAAUGCUUAUAGCUACAAAGCAAUGAACAUGGGAAAGUAAAUUAUUGCUCACUUACUGCCUUCUUCUUGUCUCCUCCUCAGGGGCUCGCAUAUGUAUGGGAAUGCAGGUGGCAAAGAUCGAAAUAUUCAUCUUCCUGACCAGCCUGCUGAGGGCAUUCAGUUUUCAGCUGCCAGAAGGAGUCAAAGAGCUCAAUCAAGAGGCUAUAAUAGGGAUUAUAGCACAUCCCCAUCCAUAUAAACUCUGUGCUGUUCCCCGUUGCAACACAUAA